AUGUCGGGACGAACAGGUUCUAUCCACGGCCUCACGGGCAAGCCCCUGCUCAUCUUUGUAUCAUUAGGCGUUUUCUUGUUCGGAUACGACCAAGGAGUUAUGUCGGGAGUGAUCACUGGUCCGUACUUUAUGGAUUAUUUCGGUCAGCCUUCCAAGGCCUAUGUCGGAACUAUGGUUGCCAUUCUUGAGAUUGGUGCCUUUAUCACCUCGCUAAUGGUUGGCCGUGUUGGAGACAUCAUUGGACGACGACGUACCAUUCUCUACGGAUCGUGUAUCUUCUUUGUUGGAGGCGCCCUCCAGACCCUCGCUACGUCUAUGCCCAUGAUGAUGGUCGGUCGUUUCGUUGCUGGUUUUGGCGUUGGUAUGCUCUCGACCAUCGUCCCCGUCUACCAGUCCGAGAUUUCUCCCCCACACAACAGAGGAAAACUCGCCUGUAUCGAAUUCACUGGAAACAUUGUUGGCUACACAACCUCUGUUUGGGUCGACUAUGGCUGCGGCUUCAUUGAGAGUAACCUCUCGUGGCGCAUUCCCCUGCUUAUGCAGUGCAUCAUGGGCGCUCUUCUUGGUGUUGGCAGUCUCGUCAUUGUCGAGUCGCCUCGAUGGCUUCUGGACAACGACCACGACGAGGAAGGCAUGGUUGUCAUUGCUAAUUUGUAUGGUGGCGGAGAUAUUCACAACCCCAAGGCUCGAGACGAGUACCGCGAGAUCAAGAUGAACGUCCUCCUGCAGCGCCAAGAAGGCGAGCGAACUUACCGCGAGAUGUUCCGUCGAUACAAGACCCGCGUCUUCAUUGCCAUGUCCGCUCAGGGAUUGGCUCAGCUCAACGGAAUCAACGUCAUCUCAUACUACGCGCCCUACGUGUUUGAGUCUGCUGGCUGGGUCGGACACGAUGCCGUCCUCAUGACGGGUUUCAACGGCCUCACAUAUCUCAUGUCAACAAUUCCUCCCUGGUACUUGGUUGAUCGAUGGGGUCGCCGCAAGAUCCUUCUCUCGGGCGCAGCAGCCAUGGCAGUUGCGCUGUCCUGCAUCUCGUACUUCUUGUACCUCGACGUCAAGUGGACCCCCCGAUUGGUCGUCUUAUUCGUCAUGAUUUACAAUGCUGCGUUUGGUUUCUCAUGGGGCCCCAUUCCCUGGUUGUACCCACCCGAGAUUCUGCCUCUCAGCAUCCGUUCCAAGGGUGCCAGUCUGUCAACGGCCACCAACUGGGCUGCCAACUGGUUGGUUGGUGAGAUGACGCCUAUUCUCCAGGAAUGGAUCAAGUGGCGCAUGUACCUUGUUCAUGCGUUCUUCUGUGUUGCCAGUGUGGUUAUCGUUUACUUCAUCUACCCCGAGACCUGCGGUGUCCGCCUCGAAGACAUGGAUUCGCUGUUUGGAGAUGCUAGCACCGUGGCAGGCACACCUUCUGUGCAUGGGGCGGAAACAAGUUCCCUUAUGAGGGCCGGUUCUCCUGUGGGAUCCUCUCGGGGAUUUAAUGGACCCACGUCCGCUAUUCCCCGUCUUUCCCUUGACCCCCCGACUGUUGACGACGACAACAAGUCUCAGAUUCAGGCCAAUGGAGGUGAAGAUAGAAGCAUUGGUGGAUGGCUGUCAAGGGUGGUCGGCCGCAACAGGUCCGAUAGUGGUAGCAGCGCUCAAGGCCGCUACGCGCCUCUAGGACAGCAAGAGGAUGGCCGACGUGGUGAUUAUUAAUGGUGUUUACUCGGGGAUCACGUCGAUAAAGAGAUUCUGCAUAUAGAUGGCGCACGAGGCAUUGGCGUGUUGUCACUGGGAUAAAGACAGCGCGAACAUGCUCAAGUCAGGAUAGCGGAGCCAAGCGUGUGGCAUGGUAUUGGUUGAGUUAGUCUUUGGGGUAUUGAAUGACACCAUACGAUAGGUAAGAUUUGAGAGAUGAAGGUUCUACUAGACCGUUUGGCUUGUAUGUAUGUAUUAGACGGCGACUUUGGAUCAUUGGUUGUAUGGCGAGCACACAUAGUGAGCUAUUGGAUAGAACGCAGAUAAUGC
Fusarium vanettenii 77-13-4 is the source of this 2001-nucleotide messenger RNA. RefSeq lists its product as uncharacterized. The transcript has 5 exons. The record is from RefSeq and is a predicted model, not a curated record. Gene Ontology annotation, molecular function: carbohydrate:proton symporter activity. Gene Ontology annotation, cellular component: membrane. Gene Ontology annotation, biological process: carbohydrate transport; transmembrane transport. NCBI's taxonomy places the organism in Eukaryota, Fungi, Ascomycota, Sordariomycetes, Hypocreales, Nectriaceae. The coding region runs from base 1 to 1689 and encodes 562 amino acids.